Acaulospora morrowiae is the source of this 504-nucleotide messenger RNA. Lineage: Eukaryota; Fungi; Glomeromycota; Glomeromycetes; Diversisporales; Acaulosporaceae. The record is from the annotation of a GenBank genome assembly.
AAAAAAAUGUCGAACGCAUCUUUCAUAUCGCAUUUGUUAAAAAUUUGGAGACAGGCCCGUCUACCAUGGCGUUCCCGUAUGUUUAUAGGCAUAGAUUUAUCGGGUAAUGAAUAUUAUGAAACUGUUGAGGCUAUCAACGGUAGAAAAAAACGUAUGGUCGAAAUGAAAGAAGAGAAACCGUUGAGUGAAUAUAAUACUGAUGACGUGCCCGUACAAUGGCAAAGUUGGUUAAGGCACACAAGGUUAGACCCGCCUACCAUAGAGGAAGUUACGUUAGCCAAUAAACGAAGAGAAUUAAUUAUUCAAAGAGCCAAGGCUUUGGAUAGAGAAUGGGAAGAGCGCAAGUUGGCGAUAUCACGUGUCGAAGCAAUUAAUUCAACGGAGACCAUCAGCGAAGAGGCAUCACCUUCAAAACCAAUCAAGGACUCCCCAUUUGGAGCUCAAACUAUACCUGGUGACGCGUUUGAACCCGAACCUUGGAAACCCGUAACUACCAAGAAAUAG